Komagataella phaffii GS115 is the source of this 906-nucleotide messenger RNA. RefSeq lists its product as hypothetical. The record is from RefSeq and is a predicted model, not a curated record. Gene Ontology annotation, molecular function: GTP binding; GTPase activity. The transcript has a single exon. Bases 1 to 906 code for a protein of 301 amino acids. NCBI's taxonomy places the organism in Eukaryota, Fungi, Ascomycota, Pichiomycetes, Pichiales, Pichiaceae.
AUGUCCUCAUCUUGGUGGCAGUUUUUCCGCCGCUGGUUUGAAUCCUAUUCUCAAUUAGAUGUCAUUGUGAUGGGUUUGGCAAAUAGCGGCAAGACCAGCUUUGUCAACGCAGUUAUCGGGAAACCCUUCUCUCGAAACUCAAUCCCCACGUUUUCAGCAAUUACAACGACCAUCUACAAGCACAUCAACAAUAGCAACUACAAACUGAAGCUGAUAGAUCUUGGUGGACAAAAAAGGUUGCUACGAGCCGAAUGGCUCAAGUACUACAGGAGUGCCGACUCCAUCAAGCCAUCGUUCUGUUGCCAUAACAUAACUCCAUUCAACAAGGAUAUCCAGGCGUUGGUGUUUGUCAUUGACGUUAGUGAUAAGUUCAGCUUGCCGGCGGCUAGAAAGUUAUUCAGAGAGGUACUAUUUGAUACUGAGGCCGACCAAACUCCCAUGGUUGUCAUCGGCAAUAAGAUCGACGAAGUGACUGAAAAUUCAACGUUUCUAGGCGUCAAGCUAUCAGAUAUCCAGGCCUCACAAUCUAGUACCAAAAAUAGAAAUUUUUUAGGUAAGUUUUACUCCAAUAGGGACCAAAUUCCUGAUUACUUAGCAGAUGCCCAGCCGGAAUCUAGCGGGUUCUCGAUUCGGUCAUCGAGAAGCAUAUCCUCACUGAGAAAACAGUUGUAUGGCAGAAUCAAUAUAUUCGCAGAGUUCUUGGGUCUUGAAUUACACCCGGAUAUGUCCAUAUCCGUGAAGUUGGACGAAUCCACUGCAACUACUACAAAUGCAUCAGAAUCUCUUCAACCCCUUACAAGAGAGCUAGAUCGGGAUUUCGCCAUUUUCCUAACCAGUAUCAAAGAAGGUGAUGAUAUACCUGACAUCAUAGACUGGAUACUUGGAGAAAUGGACUCAAGACCAUAA